AUGAUUUUGUUUACAGAGAAAUACUGGAGUCUACUGAAUAGAAGAUGCUCCCCGGAUGUGUGCCAGAAAUUGGUGGAGCAAGAAAUAGAUUUUGAGACAUUCAUAAUGCUGAGCAAGGCCGAAUUCAUUUCGCUUGGCAUCAGCCGUUCCGAUGCUAGCAUUCUCAAGCUCGUGCAGCAUAUUUUGAAGGAACAGCUUCUGGACCUUUCAGUUUAG
Molecule: messenger RNA, 216 nt
Organism: Gongylonema pulchrum
Lineage: Eukaryota; Metazoa; Nematoda; Chromadorea; Rhabditida; Gongylonematidae
Source: the annotation of a GenBank genome assembly